AUGGCGGAAAUGCAAAAUUCAAAUCCUACCAUCCUCAAUGCUGCUGAUCUGCCCACGCGUCUACGACCUACCACUACUCGCAAGUCAGGGGACUACGGUCUCUUCACAUCGGCCCUGCCCCUCCCAGCAGACUUCGAGAGUGCGUCAUCUGACUCCGACGAUGACAACCUCCUAGAGGAACCAAUCGAUGAACAAGAAGUUUAUGAUCUCAUCUCCUCCAUCUCCGAUCCCGAACACCCCAUCUCACUGGGUGAACUAGCCGUGGUCUCCCUCCCAGAUAUCUCAAUCAAGCCAACUCUCCCGGAGGUUCUUGAUUCGCCUCUCCAAACGGUCACCGUGCUCAUCACCCCCACAAUCACACAUUGCAGCCUGGCCACCGUCAUUGGGUUGGGGGUUCGCGUUCGUCUAGAACAGUCCCUGCCUUCCCGAUUUCGAAUGGAUGUCCGUAUUAAGGAAGGUACCCACAGCACUGGAGAUGAAGUCAACAAGCAGUUGGCCGAUAAGGAGCGAGUUGCGGCUGCCUUGGAGAAUGGUGCCCUCAUGGGCGUGAUUGCGAAAAUGAUGGAGACCUGCCAAUAA
This is a messenger RNA of Penicillium soppii, 579 nucleotides long. Its product is annotated as iron-sulfur cluster assembly protein CIA2. Gene Ontology annotation, biological process: iron-sulfur cluster assembly. The transcript has 2 exons. NCBI's taxonomy places the organism in Eukaryota, Fungi, Ascomycota, Eurotiomycetes, Eurotiales, Aspergillaceae. The record is from RefSeq and is a predicted model, not a curated record. The coding region runs from base 1 to 579 and encodes 192 amino acids.